AUGGGAGCUGGAGCAAGUGCUGAGGAGAAACACUCCAGGGAGCUGGAGAAGAAGCUGAAGGAGGAUGCUGACAAGGAUGCCAGGACCGUCAAGCUGCUGCUGCUGGGAGCUGGUGAGUCUGGGAAAAGCACAAUUGUCAAACAGAUGAAAAUUAUCCACAAAGAUGGUUACUCGCUUGAAGAGUGCCUGGAGUUCAUUGCCAUCAUCUACAGUAACACUCUGCAGUCCAUCAUGGCCAUCGUGAAGGCCAUGAACACCCUGAACAUCGGCUAUGGAGAUUCCGCCCAGCAGGAUGAUGCCAGGAAGCUGAUGCACUUGGCAGACACCAUCGAGGAGGGCACCAUGCCCAAGGAGUUGUAUGAGAUCAUCCUGCGUCUCUGGAAAGACUCUGGGAUCCAGGCAUGUUUUGAGAGGGCCUCCGAGUACCAGCUCAACGACUCUGCUGGAUACUAUCUGAACGACUUGGAGAGACUGGUCCAGCCAGGCUAUGUGCCCACAGAGCAGGAUGUGCUGCGAUCAAGAGUGAAAACCACUGGUAUCAUUGAGACCCAGUUCUCCUUCAAGGACCUCAACUUCAGGAUGUUUGACGUUGGUGGCCAGCGCUCUGAGAGAAAGAAGUGGAUCCACUGCUUCGAAGGCGUGACCUGCAUCAUCUUCAUUGCUGCCCUGAGCGCCUACGACAUGGUCCUGGUGGAAGAUGAUGAAGUGAACCGAAUGCACGAGAGUCUCCAUCUGUUCAACAGCAUCUGUAACCACCGCUACUUUGCCACCACCUCCAUUGUGCUCUUCCUGAACAAGAAAGAUGUCUUCGUGGAGAAGAUCAAGAAAGCUCAUCUCAGCAUGUGCUUCCCUGAGUAUGAUGGACCCAACACCUAUGAGGAUGCAGGAAACUACAUCAAGGUGCAGUUCCUGGACCUAAACAUGCGGCGAGAUGUCAAGGAAAUCUACUCUCACAUGACCUGCGCCACAGACACAGAAAACGUCAAGUUCGUGUUUGACGCCGUAACUGACAUCAUCAUCAAAGAAAACCUGAAAGACUGCGGUCUCUUCUAAGAGACACACCUCCAACAGGAGUGAAAACCUUUGCGCUUGUACCCCUCCUCCUCAUCAGUGACCGGCGCGACUUCCAGAGAACGACACUCAAUCCCC
This is a messenger RNA of Scleropages formosus (Asian bonytongue), 1149 nucleotides long. It is a transcript of the gene gnat1, whose product is annotated as guanine nucleotide binding protein (G protein), alpha transducing activity polypeptide 1. Lineage: Eukaryota; Metazoa; Chordata; Actinopteri; Osteoglossiformes; Osteoglossidae. The coding region runs from base 1 to 1053 and encodes 350 amino acids. The transcript has 9 exons. Gene Ontology annotation, cellular component: cytoplasm; heterotrimeric G-protein complex. Gene Ontology annotation, biological process: phototransduction, visible light; adenylate cyclase-modulating G protein-coupled receptor signaling pathway; detection of light stimulus involved in visual perception. The record is from RefSeq and is a predicted model, not a curated record. Gene Ontology annotation, molecular function: GTPase activity; G-protein beta/gamma-subunit complex binding; GTP binding.